AUGAUGACCUUCUUCCUACAGACAUUUCUUCUAGCUUGCUUCGUAGCUACUAUACAGACCAAGAUCUAUGGUCGCUGUGAGUUGGCUCAUGUGCUGAAGAAGAAUGGGAUGGAUGGAUAUGAAGGUUACAGCCUAGCCAGUUGGAUCUGCAUGGCAUUUUAUGAAACCGGCUUUGACACCAAGGCCAUUGAUCGGCACAAAGGUGGCACCAAAGACUAUGGCAUCUUCCAUAUCAACAGUGGUUCAUGGUGUAAAGAAAACAAUGCCUUAUCAACGGCCAUUUGUGACAUAGCUUGCUCAGAUGGCUUCCUCUUCCAACUGGGAGGUUCUAGCCCUCAUAAGUUUGAGCAUCUCAAGGAGUAUAAGGAAUUCAUUUUUAAUGCUAGUCUUUUAGUUCAUCUGCUGGCAAAAACAGUUAUUGGUCAUUGGUGA
Molecule: messenger RNA, 432 nt
Organism: Thamnophis sirtalis
Lineage: Eukaryota; Metazoa; Chordata; Lepidosauria; Squamata; Natricidae
Source: RefSeq, a predicted model, not a curated record